This is a messenger RNA of Dentiscutata heterogama, 167 nucleotides long. Lineage: Eukaryota; Fungi; Glomeromycota; Glomeromycetes; Diversisporales; Gigasporaceae. The record is from the annotation of a GenBank genome assembly.
UUCUAGUGAAGUUAGAGUUUUGGGUUCUAAUAUUAUUUUAGGUUCUAGUAGAAUUAGGGUUUUGGGUUCUGUAAUUUCAGGUUCUAGUAGAGUUAGAGUUUUGGGUUCUGUAAUUUCAAGUUCUAGUAGAGUUAGGGUUUUAGAUUCUAAUGUGUUUUCAGAUUCUA